AUGCCUUUACUUAGUAAGAUAAAGAAUGUUUUCUGUUGCACUUCUAACAACGCUUUACUUGACGACGACGAUGAUGAUGUUGCUUCCAUCUUCGAAUACACUCCUGUAAGUCGACCGAACAACGAUCGACAAGAAGUCUCAGAGAAGCCAUUAUUAAGCGACUAUGAUAAUAAUACUGAUUCUACAACAACAAGACCUUUCUAUCAAGCCAACCAAGUUAUCGUAAAGUCUGUUUUAAGGAAAAAUAGACACCCCUCUAUCUCUUCCACGCAAAAUCAUACGCCACAUACGCCAAGGAGAAGAUAUAAUGUCCUGUUAUUCGGGGAAAGUUUAACAGCCGGUUGGAUAAAAGGUCCUGAUGGUUAUGGCACGUACCAUCCAUAUGGUUUGAGAAUACAAAAGAGAUUUGAGGAGAAAGGUUUAGAUGUUGAGGUUACAGUAAGUGGUGUACCUGGUGAAUGUGUCGUUCAAUCUAUGGAAGAAAGAUUAAAACGUGAAUUAGAACAACCUGGUAAAUGGUACGAUUGGGUUGUCAUCCUUGGAGGCACAAAUGAUGUAAUUAACGGAUAUUCUGCUUGGGAUAUUUUUGAUGGGCUCAAAAAGUUAUAUACGCUAUGUUCAAAACACGGUGCUAGAAUUUUGGGAGUAACGAUUCCAGAAUUUGAUUGGGACCUGGUUAACCAUUUAGAUUAUCAACGUCGUAUCGUAAACGAGCACUUAAACGUCUAUAAUAAUAGUACCACAAGAAACGCGUACACACUGUUCCUUUUGGACAAAUUCUUCCCAAUGCAUUCACUAACGACAGAACAACGAAAGAUUUUUUGGGAUCAGGAUGGAGUACAUCCAACCGAGGACGGGUACAACCUCAUGGGAGAAUUGAUCUUCGAUAUCUUACUCAAAGAAGGUUCAUGGAAGUAA
This is a messenger RNA of Funneliformis mosseae, 918 nucleotides long. NCBI's taxonomy places the organism in Eukaryota, Fungi, Glomeromycota, Glomeromycetes, Glomerales, Glomeraceae. The record is from the annotation of a GenBank genome assembly.